ACGUGGUGGUGACUGUAAUUCUCUCUCUAUUGCUUCCAGGUACUUAACAACACCAAAAAAUGAAAGCUUUCCCGUCAUGUCUCUCAAUGCAGUAGUUCUUUCCAGCUUCAGCAGAGCAGAAAUCUUCAAGCAUCCCUGCUCUGAGAAGUUAAACCAGGAAAGCCUAAAGGUGGCGUUCACUGACGCAGCGUGUUCUUCAAAUCCCUCAGUGAGGAUAAGCUGCCUUGCUCCGACACCUCAAAUCUCUGUUCUCUCAGAUGAAUCUUCAAGGCCAGCAGUGAUCGGACAUGCUGGAAGUUUUGGAUCAUACCCAGGCAGCGCUGAAGCUAUCAAAGACAUUCUCAUGUCUGUUUUAAAUGCAUCUGGUUUAAAGCCCUCUUUGGUGUUGGAGCAGAGCACAAUGCAGGGAGCUGAGCAUCUGGACAGUGAUGUGGAACAAUGGGAAGAAAGCAGUGCUGGGGACAGCCAUGAUGACAGCGACAGUGAUUCUGCACAUCACAACACUGCCUGUACACAAACAGACAUUCGGUUUACAAGGCCCCGGGCAUGUUGGAACAACACAGACUCUGAUUCCCCCAAACCUGCGCUGGAUACUUUCCCUUGUCCCCGUUAUACUGGUGGAGAUCCUGCUGCUUCCUCCUUGAAGGGUUUCACUCUUUCAAGCAUCUCCCCUCUGAAGCAUGACUGCUUUACCCAGGUGACAUUAACAGGAGGCACUGUCACAUCUGCUAUUGUGCAUUCUGGAAAAGAAUCUUAUACCUCCCCUGAAAGAGACUUGGCUUUCACAAGGCUGCUUUCAGAUUCAGCUGUUGGCAAAGCAGAUCUAGUGAAAUACCCCUGUGCCGUGGAGCCUGUGCCUCUCAGUGACAGUGAUUCUCCUGGUGACCUUUCCCAGUCAGAGCUGGUCAAUACAACAGGUAACUCUACAGCUUCUACUUCUGCUUUCAAUAUAAGCACUAUACCCUUGAAUCGUUCAUUGCAGGACAUCUGCAUGCUUCCAGAAGAUGUGGAAAAGGAAAAUGCACACUUUUUUGUCGCGGAUAUGAUUAUAGCAUCACUAGAAAAAAUGAAAUGUAAUAUCCUAAGCCAGCAACAAGCAGAGUCCUGGGGUCUAGAGGAAACAAGUGGAUCAGAUGGAAGCUAUCACACUGACUCGGAGUUAUCUUCUUACCCUGGAGUGAAGAAGUCUGAUUCUUCUGUUACCUCUUCAGACAGUGGUUAUGAAGGCUGUGCUUUGCUUCCUGUCAGCUCCCCAGUGCAUCUACCAUCACAUCAUGAGGUUACCAGAUUUCAUUGCCACAGUGACUCAGAGGAGGAAUAUGUAAUUAUUGAACUUGAAGACCUUGAAAAUCUGUCUGUCGGCCCUGACAAAAGAUCAUCUUUUGAACCAGGCAGCAAUUCUGCAGAAGCAACAGCCCAGGAGUUGUGCAGAGCUUUCAGAAAAUACUGGUUGCAGACAGACUCUGCAGUUCAGCUGUCUGGUUGCCUGAGCUCAUCUAGGCAGAGAUCUGUGCUGAAAGAAGAGAUUCCAAGAGAACUUGAGUCCAGUGUGAAUCUGGCUGAAGAAAUAAAAAUCAUAUCCAAGUUGAGAGGAUCUUCUGGCUGGUCCCCACCAAGAUCACAGAUUAUAUUUAAUAUUCAUCCUUCAGUCAAGAGAGAUGCAGUGGUGGCUGCUCAAAACUUCACAUGUGUUGGUUGUGGAACACCGAUAGAAAGCAAAUAUAUCAGGAGACUUCGCUAUUGUGACUACCUGGGGAAGUACUUCUGUGACUGCUGCCACAGCUAUGCCCAGUCUUCUAUUCCUGCCCGAAUACUUUCAAAGUGGGAUUUCAAGAAAUACUAUGUGUGCAAUUUCUCCAAACACCUACUGGACAGCAUAUGGCAGCACCCCAUUUUCAAUGUGUCUUGUAUUAACAAAACCCUUUACACAAAAAGUAAAGAAAUGGACAGGGUCAGGGAGGUGCAAGAGCAGCUUUUUCAUUUAAAAAAGCUUUUGAAAACGUGCAGGUUUGCUGAAAGUGUACUGAAAGAAUUUGAACAGGUCCCCAGCCAUCUGACAGAGGAGCUGCAUCUCUUUUCACUGGAUGAUCUGGUGAAGAUCAAACGAGGGCAGUUACUGCCCCUUCUUAAAGAUAUUCUGAAGAGCUCCACCUCUCAUGUAGAUGGCUGUGAGCUCUGUCAAGCGAAGGGGUUUAUCUGUGAAUUCUGUCAGAGCGCAGAUCUACUCUUUCCAUAUCAGACUGCCAAAUGUAAAAGGUGCCCAGAGUGCAGAACAUGCUUUCACAAAACAUGCUUCAAGUCUGGAGGCUGCCCCAAAUGUCUACGGAUCUCAGCUCGGAGGACUCUUUCAGAAGCUCCAUCACUGGUGCCUCAGUGAAACUGGGUUCCUCUGACUGCUGAUUUCAGAAGAUGCUCAGAGCCAAAUCUUCAGGUGCAUGACUAAGUGUUAAAUAAUGUUGUUUUAGACAUUACUGUUUUGAAUGCAUGUCUCCUUUAUGGGGGGUAAAAUAAAAAAAAAAAUAUAAAAACUAAAAACAAACCUCAACUUUAUUAUC
Messenger RNA from Cinclus cinclus, 2555 nucleotides. It is a transcript of the gene RUBCNL, whose product is annotated as rubicon like autophagy enhancer. Lineage: Eukaryota; Metazoa; Chordata; Aves; Passeriformes; Cinclidae. The transcript has 15 exons. Gene Ontology annotation, cellular component: autophagosome membrane; intracellular membrane-bounded organelle. The coding region runs from base 77 to 2377 and encodes 766 amino acids. The record is from RefSeq and is a predicted model, not a curated record. Gene Ontology annotation, biological process: autophagosome-endosome fusion; autophagosome-lysosome fusion; autophagosome maturation. Gene Ontology annotation, molecular function: phosphatidylinositol phosphate binding.